Molecule: messenger RNA, 1542 nt
Organism: Cherax quadricarinatus
Lineage: Eukaryota; Metazoa; Arthropoda; Malacostraca; Decapoda; Parastacidae
Source: RefSeq, a predicted model, not a curated record
CAAAGUUCAACAAGGCAUAAGCCUUGGUGGUCCUUAACAACCCCAAAAUAAACAACAACAAUAACACGUGCAACUUGAGUAUUGUCAGGAAAAACUUGAAGUUCAGUACACGUACAGAACAAGAAAAAGUCUUCAGAUACACAAAUACAUAUUGUGAAGAACGAGAUGGGUAUUUUGGAGAGAAGAAUGAAGAUAUUUUACAGGAAAACCAAGAAAGGAAACAUCAUGAAGAUUGUUCGAGAGCAUUACCUCCGUGAUGAUGUUUGGUGUGGAUUAGCGGGAUGUGGCAUCUGCAAGGCAGAGCAACCUGUCUUAGAGAUGGUUAACAGUAGUAACAGUACUCUUGUCCCCUUGGCUCACUUCAUCCUCAUUGACACUAAUGUGGCCCUCCAUCAGGUAUAUGGAAAUGUGUACAGUUGUUUGAAAUAUUGGUGUAUACUGUACUUAUUUUUUUAUUUUGAUUUUUCUUCCCUCAUGAAAUAUUCAGGAUUACUGGAUAUUGUGGCCAAGGUGGAAGAAGAAAAAGAUGAAGAUGCCAGUCAUCAAAACUACUUGUACACACCUCAUUGGUCACUGGAAAAAAUACGUGCUGCACUCAAGGCUGGUAAACUUAGGCAGGGGGUAUUGAAGACAUCACGCACUAACUUCCUUGAAGCCAAUGUAAUGAUUGAAGGUUUAGAAAAGACAGUGCUGAUUCAGGGUCGUCUUAACCUAAACCGUGCAUUACAUGAUGAUACUGUGGCAGUUCAGAUAUUUCCUGAAGACCAGUGGUCCACCCAUUCAACUGUUGUAAUUGAUCAAGAAAAGCAAGAAGAGGAGAAACGAGGAUGUAGUGAAGAUGAAGAUGCUGAUGAAACCACCCUAAAAGAGGAGCAGGCUCUCUUAGCUUCUGGACGUGGAGAAGGAGAACGUCAGCCAACAGGAUGUGUUGUUGGCAUAAUCAGGCGCAAAUGGCGACAGUACUGUGGUAUUAUUAAAAAGAAUGAAAUUACUGAUUCACUACGACACUUGUUCAUCCCAGCUGAUAAGAAAAUUCCAUUCAUUCGUAUUGAAACUAGGCAGCCUGAAAUGUUGUAUGACAAGAGAGUGAUUGUGGCCAUUGAUUCUUGGCCUAGAGAUUCAAGGAACCCCAAGGGUCAUUUUGUCCGCGUGAUUGGAAUGGUUGGAGACAAAGAGGCAGAAAACGAAGUGAUUCUCUUAGAGCAUGACUGUCCAUAUACCAAGUUCUCUGAAUCAGUUCUAAAUUGCCUUCCAAAGAUGCCAUGGGUAAUCACACCAAAGGAUGAGGCCAAACGUGAAGAUUUGCGUCAUUUGGAUGUCUGUUCUGUUGAUCCCAUUGGAUGUACAGACAUUGACGAUGCACUCCACUGUCGGAAACUUUCGAAUGGUAAUUAUGAGGUUGGGGUCCACAUUGCAGAUGUAUCUCAUUUCAUUCGGCCCAACACUGCCCUAGACAAGGAAGCACAAAAUCGCAGUACUACAGUUUACCUUACUAGCCGCCGUAUUGAUAUGGUACCAGGUAAGUGACUUGCUAUGAUUGAU